Mesorhabditis spiculigera is the source of this 909-nucleotide messenger RNA. The record is from the annotation of a GenBank genome assembly. Lineage: Eukaryota; Metazoa; Nematoda; Chromadorea; Rhabditida; Rhabditidae.
AUGGGUAGUCGAGAUUUGAGGCGCUACGACGAAUUUGGGAUUGAGCGCCCGUCUAUUCAGGGGCAUACGAUACCGAGGAUACGAGCUCCCGGCGGCACCUCGGAUAGCCCCUUGUCGACGCUUUCAACUGUGAGAGUUCCGCAUAUUCCAAGGGUCGCCCUCCCUUAUGCUCAUGCCACACCGCUUGGCCGUGAUGAUGGAAUUCCACCCACACCGCCGCCGACUCAGAGGCCACUGAUCGAGCAGCAACGGGGAAGUCGCGCUUCAAAGGUGGUCGUCGUCCAAAACCCAAUGAUUGUUGACCCCAUCUUGAACGACGAGACCCUGUAUCGACUGGCCCUCUUCCGAAACCCAGCACUUGGGCUUCAGCGUUGCGCCUUUGUCCUGCAAAAGUUCCCGGCGCUGGUGAUGAUGUUCGUGUCGGCGUGGGUGUUGUGGGGUCGUGGCUUCGAGCAGAAGCGCAUCAGCAACGAGGGGUCAGCCAGCAUGUUUUCAUUCGUUACCGGGGCUUUCGUGCUGGCCUCUAUCUUAUUUGGCUCGGCGGAUCACAACAAUUCCUACACGAGGGCAAAGAUUAUGACAAAUAUUCGACAUAUCCUCGCGCUUGUCGGUGGGCUGGCUUCGAUUGCGGCAUUGAUUUUGUCGGCCUCGAGUAUACAUCCGCUUGAUAAUGAGAAAAACGCACAGCCCACUGGAGCGCCGUCAAACGUUACCGACCCAGCGUUCGACUAUCGGGACCGGAUCAAUAAUCAGGCAGUUCUCGUCGGAGCAACAGCUCUCGUCAUCUUACUUUCAGUAAUCGCGCUUGUGUUGGGGAUUAUUGGGUUGACUCAAAUGGAAAAACGUCUAAAAGAGGAGAAGCGCCGUCGCCGCAACGUUGUCAGCUACGAUAACCCAGCCAUUUCCUAU